CCGUUUGCGAUUUGGGAUAAUAAAUCGUAUCAAAAUGAAAUUUCACAAUUAUUAGAAAAAGAUGUUGUGACGUUUAAAGCGGAUAUUGCAAACAGUGAUCCUGGAAAAAGUGCUAUCAAAUUUAAUAAGAUAGGAAUUCAUUUUAGAACAUUGGAUCCUAGCUUGCAAAAUGAUUUAGAAAAGAAACUGGAUUUUUUUGAAAUUAUCAUAAUGCAUCUAGGAAAUUCGUAUUAUCGAUGA
Molecule: messenger RNA, 240 nt
Organism: Dentiscutata erythropus
Lineage: Eukaryota; Fungi; Glomeromycota; Glomeromycetes; Diversisporales; Gigasporaceae
Source: the annotation of a GenBank genome assembly